CUACCCGGCAGCUGAGAGCAUGGCCUCCCCGCGGGCCGCGGCGCCCCGGCCGGAGUUACCCGAGCGGAACUUCGAGUACUGCGAGGUCCAGUACUGGGACCAGCGCUACCGAGACGCGGCCGACUCCGCCCCCUACGAGUGGUUCGGAGACUUCUCCUCCUUCCGGGCCCUCCUGGAGCCGGAACUGCAGCCCGAGGACCGUAUCCUCGUGCUAGGUUGCGGAAACAGUGCCCUGAGCUAUGAGCUGUUUCUUGGAGGCUUCCCUAACGUGACCAGUGUGGAUUACUCAUCAGUAGUGGUGGCUGCCAUGCAGAUGCGCUAUGCUCACAUACCCACACUACGCUGGGAGACCAUGGAUGCACGGGCACUGGGCUUCCCCAGUGGCUCCUUUGAUGUGGUGCUUGAGAAGGGCACACUGGAUGCCCUGCUAGCUGGGGAGCGAGAUCCCUGGACUGUAUCUUCUGAAGGUGUUCACACUGUGGACCAGGUGCUGAGUGAGGUGGGAUUCCGAAAGAGGACAAGACAACUCUUUGGCUUGCAUACCCAGCUGGAGCUGAUCUUGGCAGGUGUCUCUCUACUGCUGGCUACACUGCUUCUGGGCUGCCUGUUGGCCCUAGGGGUUCAGUACUACAGAGACCCAUCCCACAGCACCUGCCUCACAGAGGCCUGCAUUCGAGUGGCUGGAAAAAUCCUGGAGUCUCUGGACCGAGGGGUGAGCCCCUGUGAAGACUUUUACCAGUUUUCCUGUGGAGGCUGGAUUCGGAGGAACCCCCUACCUGAUGGGCGUUCUCGCUGGAACACCUUCAACAGCCUCUGGGACCAGAACCAGGCCAUACUGAAGCACCUGCUUGAGAACACCACCUUCAACUCCAGCAGUGAAGCCGAGAGGAAGACACAGCGCUUCUACAUGUCCUGCCUACAAGUGGAACGCAUUGAGGAGCUGGGCGCCCAGCCACUGCAGGACCUCAUUGACAAAAUCGGUGGUUGGAACAUUACGGGGCCCUGGGACCAGAACAACUUCAUGGAGGUGCUGAAGGCAGUAGCAGGGACCUACAGAGCCACCCCAUUCUUCACCGUCUACAUCAGUGCUGAUUCUAAGAGUUCCAACAGCAAUGUCAUCCAGGUGGACCAGUCUGGGCUUUUUCUGCCCUCUCGAGAUUACUACUUAAACAAAACUGCCAAUGAGAAAGUGCUCACUGCCUACCUGGACUACAUGGAAGAGCUGGGGAUGCUGCUGGGUGGAGGGCCAACCUCCACCCGAGAGCAGAUGCAGCAAGUGCUGGAGCUGGAGGUGCAACUGGCCAACAUCACAGUACCCCAGGACCAGCGGCGGGACGAGGAGAAGAUCUAUCACAAGAUGAGCAUCUCUGAGCUGCAGGCUCUGGCGCCCUCCAUGGACUGGCUUGAGUUUCUGUCUUUCUUGCUGUCACCCCUGGAGUUGGGUGACUCUGAGCCUGUGGUGGUGUAUGGGACGGAUUAUUUGCAGCAGGUGUCAGAGCUCAUCAAUCGCACAGAACCAAGCAUCCUGAACAAUUACCUGAUCUGGAACCUGGUACAGAAGACAACCUCGAGCUUGGACCAGCGCUUUGAGUCUGCACAGGAGAAGCUGCUGGAGACCCUUUAUGGCACCAAGAAGUCCUGCACACCGAGGUGGCAGACCUGCAUCUCCAACACGGAUGAUGCCCUUGGCUUCGCUUUGGGUUCCCUCUUUGUGAAGGCUACCUUUGACAGACAAAGCAAGGAAAUUGCAGAGGGGAUGAUCAGUGAAAUCCGGUCUGCUUUUGAGGAGGCCCUGGAGGAGCUGGUUUGGAUGGAUGAGAACACCCGGCAGGCAGCCAAGGAGAAAGCAGAUGCCAUCUAUGAUAUGAUUGGUUUUCCGGACUUCAUCCUGGAGUCCAAAGAGCUGGAUGAUGUAUAUGAUGGGUAUGAAGUCUCUGAAGAUUCUUUCUUCCAAAACAUGUUGAAUCUCUACAACUUCUCUGCUAAGGUGAUGGCUGACCAGCUCCGCAAGCCUCCCAGCCGAGACCAGUGGAGCAUGACCCCCCAGACAGUGAAUGCCUAUUACCUUCCAACCAAGAAUGAAAUCGUCUUCCCUGCUGGCAUCUUGCAGGCCCCCUUCUAUGCCCGCCAUCACCCCAAGGCCCUGAACUUUGGUGGCAUUGGUGUGGUAAUGGGCCAUGAGUUGACACAUGCCUUUGAUGAUCAAGGGCGUGAGUAUGACAAGGAAGGGAACCUGCGGCCCUGGUGGCAGAAUGAGUCCCUGGCAGCUUUCCGGAACCACACGGCCUGCAUGGAGGAACAGUACAACCAGUAUCAGGUCAACGGGGAGAGGCUCAAUGGCCGUCAGACGCUAGGGGAGAACAUUGCUGACAACGGGGGGCUUAAGGCUGCCUACAACGCUUAUAAAACAUGGCUGAGGAAGCAUGGUGAGGAACAACAGCUGCCAGCUGUGGGGCUCACCAACCACCAGCUCUUCUUUGUGGGAUUUGCCCAGGUGUGGUGCUCAGUCCGCACACCAGAGAGCUCUCAUGAGGGGCUAGUGACCGACCCCCACAGCCCUGCCCGCUUCCGUGUGCUGGGCACUCUCUCCAACUCUCGUGACUUCCUGCGGCACUUCAGCUGCCCUGUCGGCUCUCCCAUGAACCCAGGGCAGCUGUGUGAGGUGUGGUAGACCUGGGUCUGGAAGAAAUGGCCUGCUGCCACCAGAGCCUGGGGCUUCCAGAAUAGGAAAAAGCAAAUGGACUGGGCUGGGUCCAGUCCCUCCACCCCACAGAUGAGAGUCUAUUACCCCCUCAACCACAUCGUGCCUCUGCUUUGGGGGUGCCCCUGCCUCCAGCAGAGCCCCCGCCAUUCACUGUGACAUCCUUCUGUGUCGCCCUGCCUGGAGGGGGUCUGAGUGGAGGCACCAGUUCCCACAGGAAGGAGCCUGCUCACUCAGCUUGGGGGCCAUAUUGUGCCUGCCCCAUUCUAAGUACAAAGACCCAUGGCUGUGCCUCCUGGCUUCCCCCCAGGCUCCUUCAGUGCCCACGUGGGACGAGUGGGCUCAACUCCUUCCAGCCCUGACCUCAGGGGCUGCCCCUAUCCUGUACUCCUUGUGCUGCUGCUCCUAGUACUGCUCCUCCCCACCUCAUGGACAGACCGGCUGUGCUUGGCUCUUAGCAGAAAGCUGGGGCUUGACAAGCCUUCUUGGGGCCCAAUUUCCCUGGGGUGAGAGGGCAAGCGUGUAUGUGUAGAGUGCUGGUUCCUGUGUUUCAGGGCACAAGUCUCAGGGGAUGACUGAGUCUCCCUGGACCAAACAGUAAAGCAGAUAGUGCAGGGAAAAGGAUGGACAGAGUUUAUUUUUACAGAAAAGAGGGUGGGGAGGGUGUGGCCCUGUAGGACCGUUUGCCAAUAAAUAGACCCACAUCAGUCA
This is a messenger RNA of Castor canadensis (American beaver), 3412 nucleotides long. The record is from RefSeq and is a predicted model, not a curated record. NCBI's taxonomy places the organism in Eukaryota, Metazoa, Chordata, Mammalia, Rodentia, Castoridae.